Pundamilia nyererei is the source of this 825-nucleotide messenger RNA. It is a transcript of the gene scpp1, whose product is annotated as secretory calcium-binding phosphoprotein 1. The transcript has 8 exons. The coding region runs from base 64 to 825 and encodes 253 amino acids. The record is from RefSeq and is a predicted model, not a curated record. Lineage: Eukaryota; Metazoa; Chordata; Actinopteri; Cichliformes; Cichlidae.
CUGCCUUAUAGACUAAACGAGGAGCACCAGCUGCAUCUUUUUAUAUUAUCUCUGAAACUGAGAAUGAAGGUUCCCAUCAUUACAUUUUGCCUGAUUGGAGCAGUCUUUUCCAACCCGACUGAAAGUGUGUCUGUUUCACAAUCGUCUGAAAAUGACACCUCAGAGCUUCAGAGCACAGAGGAAAACACCUCAAAUCAGAGCUCAGAGUCAGAAUCAUUAGAAUCCACAGACAACACAUUGGAGGACACAUCAGAGGACACUUCAGAGGACACUUCAGAGGACACAUCAGAGGACACGACUUCAGAAGAGAGUGACAGUCAGUCGGAUGAGAUGGACUCCAUGCUUGACACCAAAGAUGAUAGUAUGGGCAGUGAAGAGAAUGUCAGAAAGAGCUGGGUGCGAGUGUUUACAAAUACAGUGAAAGCCCUUAGCGCAGAGGACAGCAAUGAGCUGCCGGACACAAACCUGCUGGUGAACCCCACAGACAGCAGUGACAGCACCAGUGACAGCAUAGAAACCACAACUGCCACCAAUGACAGCAAUGAAAGCAAAGACAGCUCCAGCAGCGAGAGCAGCGAGAGCAACGAGACCAAAGACAGCAGCGACAGCAGUGACAGCAGUGACACCAGCAUGAGUACAGAGGACAGCAAUGCCAGCGACAGCACCGAGCUGAAACAACUGAAAGCCAGGGACUGUGUGAAUGGCACUCAGAGCUGCGAAAGUGAGGAGCGUUUCUUCCAGAGUGUAGGAGAUGAUGCUCAUUUCUCAGUGGAUAAUCUGAUGGUGCCAGAUGAGGAUGACAGGGAGUUAAUGCUGCGAAGAUGA